Pelodiscus sinensis (Chinese soft-shelled turtle) is the source of this 7189-nucleotide messenger RNA. It is a transcript of the gene CDC42BPB, whose product is annotated as CDC42 binding protein kinase beta. Gene Ontology annotation, biological process: actomyosin structure organization; peptidyl-threonine phosphorylation. Gene Ontology annotation, cellular component: cytoplasm; cytoskeleton. The record is from RefSeq and is a predicted model, not a curated record. Lineage: Eukaryota; Metazoa; Chordata; Testudines; Trionychidae. Gene Ontology annotation, molecular function: protein serine/threonine kinase activity; ATP binding.
CGCUCGGUGCUUCCUUUGGACAGAGCCGUGUUCGCUGCAGCUGAGGAGUCGCGGCCCCGGGUUACCUGAAGCCUCCGGUCCCAUCAGGAGGAGCAACCGCGGCGGAUCCCCGUACCGGACUCUGCGGCCCUGAGAGAAGCUGAGCGCAGCGGCGGCCAGGCGGGCGCAGGAGGCCGGGUCCGGGCGGACCGGUCAAUGGACCAGCCGGGCCUGGGGCAGAGCCCGUGGAAACAGCUGCCCAGCCCCCGGCGGGCCUCCCAAAAUGUCGGCGUGAGGGGGAGGAGGAGACCCCGCCGCUGCCGGGCCCGGGCUGCCGAGCCGAGCGCCGCGGAGCGGAUGGUGCUGCCGUUGCUGCGGGGACGCUGAAGCGUCGUCGUCUGGGGCCUCUGUGCGUCCCCGUCCCCCUGUUUGGGCCGGUGUUCCCCGGCUCCGCCCGGCGGCACCAUGUCGGCCAAGGUGCGGCUGAAGAAGCUGGAGCAGCUGCUGCUGGACGGGCCGCGGCGCAACGAGAGCGCGCUGAGCGUGGAGACCCUGCUGGACCUGCUGGUCGGGCUCUACACCGAGUGCAGCCGCGACUCGCCGCUCCGCAGGGACCGAUAUGUCUCCGACUUCCUCGAGUGGGCAAAACCAUUUACACAAUUGGUGAAGGAAAUGCAGCUUCAUCGAGAUGACUUUGAAAUUAUAAAAGUAAUUGGAAGAGGUGCAUUUGGGGAGGUUGCGGUUGUUAAACUGAAGUGCACAGAGCGCAUUUAUGCAAUGAAAAUUCUAAAUAAAUGGGAAAUGCUUAAAAGGGCAGAGACAGCUUGUUUCCGAGAAGAGAGAAAUGUUUUGGUGAAUGGAGAUUGUCAGUGGAUUACUACGUUGCACUAUGCCUUUCAGGAUGAGAACUAUUUGUAUUUAGUAAUGGACUACUAUGUGGGUGGUGAUUUGCUGACGCUUCUUAGUAAGUUUGAAGACAAGCUUCCUGAAGACAUGGCCAAAUUCUACAUUGGUGAAAUGGUGCUUGCUAUACAUUCCAUUCAUCAGCUGCAUUAUGUGCACAGGGAUAUAAAGCCAGAUAACGUUCUUUUGGACAUGAAUGGCCAUAUACGCCUGGCAGACUUUGGAUCAUGCUUGAAAAUGAGUGAAGAUGGCACUGUACAAUCUUCUGUGGCAGUGGGUACGCCUGACUACAUCUCGCCUGAGAUAUUGCAAGCAAUGGAGGAUGGGAUGGGAAAAUAUGGACCUGAAUGUGACUGGUGGUCUUUGGGUGUCUGUAUGUACGAAAUGCUGUAUGGUGAAACACCCUUUUACGCAGAAUCAUUAGUGGAAACCUAUGGGAAGAUUAUGAAUCAUGAAGAACGCUUUCAGUUUCCAUCCCAUGUGACAGAUGUAUCUGAAGAAGCAAAAGACCUUAUUCAGCGACUUAUCUGUAGUAGGGAACGUCGACUGGGACAGAAUGGAAUAGAGGAUUUCAAAUCACAUCCAUUUUUUGAAGGACUUAAUUGGGAUAACAUUCGUAACCUAGAAGCACCUUAUAUUCCAGAUGUUAGCAGUCCUUCUGACACAUCAAACUUUGAUGUAGAUGAUGAUGUAUUGAGGAAUCCUGAAAUCGUGCCACCAAGUUCUCAUACUGGCUUUUCUGGAUUACAUUUACCUUUUGUUGGGUUUACAUAUACAACUGACAGUUUAUUUUCUGAUAGAGGCUCUUUAAGAAGUUUAAUGCAGUCUGGUGCAGUAAGAGAUAUGGAUGUGCAACAUGACUUAGAGAACAGCUUGCAAAUAGAGGCUUAUGAAAGGAGAAUACAAAAACUGGAGGAAGAAAAACGAGAUUUGAAUGGAAAACUGCAAGAAUCUACACAGAUUGUGCUGUCCCUGCAAGGUUCAGCUUGUGUUAAGGGAAACACAAACCGUGAUAAAGAAAUCAAGAAGUUAAAUGAAGAAAUUGAGCGUUUAAAGAACAAAAUAGCAGAUUCAAAUAGGUUAGAACGACAGCUUGCAGAUGCGGUUUCACUUCGCCAAGAACAUGAAGAUUCCACACACAGGCUGAAAGGACUUGAAAAGCAAUACAGGACACUAAGGCAGGAGAAGGAGGACCUUCAUAAGCAACUUGUGGAAGCUUCAGAAAGAUUAAAGGCACAAUCCAAAGAACUGAAAGAUGCCCAUCAGCAAAGAAAGCUAGCCAUGCAGGAGUUCUCAGAGCUCAAUGAGAGAAUGGUAGACUUGCGCUCUCAGAAACAGAAGUUCUCCCGACAGCUUCGUGACAAAGAAGAAGAGAUGGAAGUGAUCAUGCAGAAAAUUGAUUCUAUGAGACAGGAAAUUCGUAAAUCUGAGAGAGCCAGAAAGGAGAUGGAAGCUCAACUGGAGGAUGCCACAGCAGAAGCAUCAAAGGAACGCAAGCUUCGUGAACACAGUGAGAUUUUCUCCAAGCAGCUGGAAAGUGAACUUGAAGCACUAAAGCUAAAGCAAGGAGGGCGUGCAGCAGGUGCCACAUUAGAACAUCAACAAGAGCUUUCCAAAAUGAAAUCUGAGCUGGAAAAGAAAAUCUUGUUCUAUGAAGAGGAGUUAGUCAGGCGAGAGGCAUCCCAUGUCUUGGAAGUAAAAAAUAUUAAAAAAGAGGUGCAUGAUUCAGAAAGCCAUCAGCUAGCACUGCAGAAAGAAAUUAUGAUGCUAAAAGAUAAAUUGGAGAAAGCAAAACGAGAGAGACACAAUGAGAUGGAGGAGGCUGUAGGAACAAUAAAAGAAAAAUAUGAGCGAGAGAGAGCCAUGUUCUUUGAAGAUAACAAAAAGUUAACAACGGAAAAUGAAAGGCUUUGUUCCUUUGUGGAUAAACUAACAGCACAAAACAGGCAGCUAGAAGAUGAGCUCCAAGAUCUGGCAGCAAAAAAGGAAUCAGUUGCUCAUUGGGAAGCUCAGAUUGCAGAAAUCAUUCAGUGGGUAAGUGAUGAGAAGGACGCACGUGGAUAUCUUCAAGCUUUAGCUUCCAAGAUGACAGAAGAACUAGAGUCAUUGAGAAUCUCUAGUCUGGGCUCAAGGACAUUGGAUCCACUUUGGAAACUGCGACGCAGUCAGAAGUUGGAUAUGUCCGCAAGGCUUGAACUGCAGUCUGCACUGGAUGCAGAAAUACGUGCCAAACAGCUAAUACAAGAAGAGUUACGAAAGGUUAAAGAUGCAAAUGUAUCCUUUGAGAGUAAACUGAAGGAGACUGAAGCAAAAAAUCAGGAACUGCUGCGAGAAAUAGAGGGGUUGACGAAAAAGCUGGAAGAAAAAUACAGAACAGAUACAGGUCUCAAACUUCCAGACUUUCAAGAUUCAAUCUUUGAAUAUUUCAACACAUCACCUCUUGCUCGUGAUCUGACUUUUAGAACAAGUUCUGUUAGUGAGCAGGAAACGCAAGGUCCCAAACCAGAAGUCUCACCAUCCACUUCCGUUAUGACUACAGAACAGCUGCAAGAAGAACCAAUACGGCUUCAGAGGAUGCCUGCUGUUUCCUCCCCUACCAUUGCUCUAGCUGUACCAAAGCCUAAAGCUCACCAAUUCAAUAUCAAGUCCUUUUCAAGCCCUACUCAGUGCAGUCACUGCACAUCUCUCAUGGUGGGAUUAGUUCGACAAGGCUAUGCCUGUGAUGUGUGUUCAUUCGCAUGCCAUGUUUCCUGCAAGGAUAGUGCACCUCAGGUCUGUCCUAUUCCCCCUGAGCAAGCCAAGCGGCCUCUCGGAGUAGAUGUACAAAGGGGGAUAGGAAUGGCAUACAAAGGUUAUGUUAAGGUUCCAAAGCCUACAGGAGUUAAGAAAGGGUGGCAGAGGGCCUAUGCAGUUGUCUGUGACUGCAAACUAUUUCUGUAUGAUGUGCCUGAAGGAAAAUCCACCCAGCCUGGAGUUGUUGCAAGUCAGGUCUUGGAUCUCAGAGAUGAAGAUUUUUCUGUGAGCUCUGUCCUAGCAUCAGAUGUAAUACAUGCAACCCGUAAAGACAUCCCUUGUAUAUUCAGGGUGACAGCUUCUCUCCUAGGCUUCCCUUCAAAGACCUGUUCACUACUAAUCCUGACAGAAAAUGAGAAUGAAAAGAGAAAAUGGGUUGGAAUCCUGGAAGGGUUGCAAUCUAUCCUUCACAAAAACAGACUAAAAAACCAAGUUGUACAUAUUCCACAAGAAGCCUAUGACAGUACACUGCCUCUUAUUAAAACAAGUUUAGCUGCUGCAAUUGUAGAUCGAGAGAGAAUAGCAGUUGGUUCAGAAGAAGGACUGUAUGUGGUAGAGGUGACCCGUGAUGUGAUAGUACGAGUUGCUGACUAUAAGAAAGUGUACCAGAUUGAGCUUGCUCCCAAAGAGAAAAUUAUUAUCCUCAUCUGUGGCAGGAACCAUCAUGUUCACCUGUACCCCAUGGCCUCCCUGGAUGGAUCAGAAAGCAACUUUGAUGUGAAACUUCCAGAAACUAAAGGCUGCCAGUUGAUUAUAACAGGAACACUGAAGAAAAGCUCUUUGACUUGUUUGUUUGUGGCAGUCAAAAGACAGGUUCUUUGUUAUGAAGUUCAUAGAACUAAGCCUUUUCAUAAAAAAUUCACUGAAAUUCAGGCUCCAGGAAAUGUACAGUGGAUGGCAGUUUUCAAGGACAAGCUCUGUGUUGGCUACCAAUCUGGGUUCUCUCUGUUGAACAUCCAGGGAGAUGGACAAUCUAUAAACCUGGUAAAUCCUAAUGACCCCUCGCUUAUGUUCCUCUCACAGCAGUCUUUUGAUGCCCUUUGUGCUGUGGAGCUCAGUAAUGAGGAAUACCUGCUUUGCUUCAGCCAUAUGGGAGUAUACGUCGAUUCACAAGGUCGAAGGUCACGCAUGCAGGAACUAAUGUGGCCUGCAACUCCUGUUGCCUGUAGUUGCAAUUCUUCCUAUGUUACAGUGUACAGUGAAUAUGGCGUUGAUGUUUUUGAUGUUAACACUAUGGAAUGGGUUCAGACAAUUGGCCUACGAAGGAUCAGACCAUUAAAUAUGGAGGGCACACUGAAUCUCCUUAAUUGUGAACCUCCACGACUUAUAUAUUUCAAGAACAAAUGUUCAGGAGCCGUUCUCAGUGUGCCAGAAACAUCUGAUAACAGCAAAAAGCAAAUGCUUCGAACCAGAAGUAAAAGAAGAUUUGUCUUCAAGGUUCCUGAAGAAGAGAGAUUGCAACAAAGGCGAGAGAUGCUGAGAGACCCUGAACUACGAUCAAAAAUGAUUUCUAACCCAACAAAUUUCAACCAUGUGGCUCAUAUGGGACCAGGAGAUGGAAUGCAAGUUCUCAUGGAUCUCCCACUGAGUGUCUUGCCUUCCACCCAAGAUGAAAAAGCAUGUCCCCCCACAGCUUCACGGCAGCAGCAGAGAAGCAAAACCUACAUUUCAUGGCCCUCAUCAGGUGGUGGUGAUUUGGGAGUAGCCAUGCCUCUGAGAAGUAUGUCUGACACUGACCAGGAGUUAGACAAGGAGCCUGAUUCAGAUUCAACCAAACACUCUACUCCCUCUAACAGCUCAAAUCCAAGUGGUCCCCCAAGUCCCAAUUCUCCACAUAGGAAUCAGCUUACACUAGAUGGACUGGAUCAGUCAACCUGUGACGCGUAACACUACAGUUCCCACCAUUCCAGCUUUGAUCAUUCACUACUCCAUGGAGUAUUCGAGAGCAAGGCAAUGCUGUCUCAGAUGCUCGUGCCAAGACUGCUAAAUCUCUAGUGUUGCACAAAAAUAAUUAUAUAUCCAGACUGUAGAUACAAAAUAUUGAAAUGGAAAAAAAAAUCCUUUACUACAAUAGUGAUCAAGCUUUUUAUGCAAAAAUGAUUACUGUUAAGUUACAGUUGAUUCAUUUGUUUUAUUUCUGCACAUCUAUGACAGUUUCAUUGUAUAGAAGGAUAAAAGGCCACCAAUAAAAGUCUUAUUCUUAUGCUGAAAAAGAAAUAGAGAAGUGGUACUGAUAGUGACAACUAAACCGUAUCAGAAAUAUUUUUCUACAGAAUGAUGUAAUGUCUCGUUAGCAGGAAAUCCUUUUAGACAGAAUUUGGACCUCUGAAUAGGAAAUACAAGCAGGUUGAGUUACAUCCUCAGAUAAAUAUUCUUUUCUUUUUUUCCUGUAGCUGUUUCCUAAGUCUUUAGGAGAAUGAUAGGAAGCUAUAGGUUGUUCCCAGCAUCAACAGAAUAAUCAGGAAGUCAAAUGAAAGUUGGUGAUAGUUUUGUGGCCUUUUAACUCAUUUAGCCAUUACAGUUCAGCUGCAUAACUAUCUUUCUACCAACUUUUUAUUCUUGUAUGUAGGACUAUUACCAGUAAGGUUUUACUUUUACCCUGCUUUUUAGUCCUUAUCAUUCAUGAUCAUUAGUCAGGGCUUUUAAGACAUCAGUAAAUAAUGCUGUGAAAAUGAAUUUUACUCUUUGUUCCUGCUAUCCUCUCUGAGAUGUAGUUUCUCUUGGUUUUUCAGUGUAAAAAUACACUACAUUUUUUAGUUAACAAGCAUUCUUGCAGGAACACUACCCUUGAAGACUGCUUGAACUAAUGGACUGUAUCCUAUUAAAACAUCAGUGUAUUUUAUUGGUAACCAAAGUGGAAUGUGAAGGAUGUGUAAGCAAGGGUGCUGCUUUUUCAUUACUUGUAUCCUCACAUGCAUGGACACCCCAUGAUUCUUAAUCAAGUAUUGGUCAUGGAGAAUGAUGCACAACACACUCCUGUAUAUUUUGCUAUGGCCCACGUGCAGCGGUGAUGUUUUACGUGUAUAUUUAAUCUCAUGCUUCCAUGUAUUACAUUUAGUAAUCAAAGAUUUGUGACCAUGUUUCAUGAAAAGCUUGUACUUAAUUUAGUGGCUGGCAUAUCCAGUUUGUCAUUGUCACACUAGUGUGCCUUCUGUGCCAAUUUUAUGACAGUUGGAUGUCACUUAUUUAAAAUUUGGUUUCAAUGGGCUAAUGAUGAUAUACCAAUGGCUAAUGUUCUUUUCUGAAACACUGUAUAGGACGUGCACUUAUCUUUAGUUUAAAUUGAGUGUUCUAGUCAACAUUUAAUCCAGUUACAUUAAGUGUUUGACAGUACUUGCUCUUUUUCUCAGAUUAUUGAUAAAGGGGGCUCUGUUAGAGCUGGACACUACUGCUUUUGGGGUUUUCUGGUUUUUACUUUUUUAAUGUAAGUCUAAGUCUUUGUAAUUAUUGAAUUGUGAGAACAUUUUUGAACAAUUUACCUGUCAAUAAAGCAGAAGAGGGAGGUUUUAAAGUU